Recurvomyces mirabilis is the source of this 1077-nucleotide messenger RNA. RefSeq lists its product as uncharacterized. The transcript has 3 exons. The record is from RefSeq and is a predicted model, not a curated record. The coding region runs from base 1 to 1077 and encodes 358 amino acids. NCBI's taxonomy places the organism in Eukaryota, Fungi, Ascomycota, Dothideomycetes, Mycosphaerellales, Teratosphaeriaceae.
AUGGCCAACAGACGGACUGCCGAGCUGUCAAGGACACAAGCUGGAGCAAGCCGAUCAACGUCGCCGGCGCCCGACCGUUCUGAGACUAGCAGUGGAAGCAAGGCGCCGUCGCCUACAGAGAAGACUCAGAUCGACUUCCAAUUCCUCAACUUCAGUCACCCGCAAGAUGCCAAAGCAUCGAACGCACGCAAAGCCGUCCGGAGCCAUGUCACGAAACAGCAGCACCAAAAGGAGCAGAAGCUGCAACAGGAACGGCGAGCGAAGAGCUUUCAGGGCUCUUCGUCUUCUUCUUCUUCUGCUGCUGCUGCCGACUUGGAGCCCACGCCUCUAUCACGACGACCGCAUGCUGAGACGUUUCCGACGGAGCGACCGACUACUUUAGAGCUGCCUACAGGUACUAGUGCAGGACCCUCCAGCCCAGAGAUGUCCUCUGCUGCAUCCUCACCGACACAUCUCAGCGAUCGUCAGAUCGAUCCGUAUGCACUGUAUCCCGAGCUGUGGCAUCCUUACAUCGCACAGAUUAUGGACGACUAUUUGUCAAACAUGGCAGUCGACAUCCCGGGCAUAGCGGAAACAGAAAUCCAAUCACGCUUGCAAACGCGGUUCGGUCCCUUUGUAAUGACAGAUCCCGCGUCUCUUCAUGCCGUGAUGCUUGUAGCAGCAACACGCUUUGGUCGGAUACGAGGGCCUCGCUCUCAUGCAAUCGACCUCCUUCAGCUACGAGGUAUGGCUAUCCGAGAGAUCAAUCGUGCUCUUGAGGACGAGACCCGGGCGACUCAGGAUCAGGUCAUUAUCGCCGUGGCUAUGAUGGCGUGCUAUGAGGUUCUCUACGGCGAUCAAGCGGUGUUCAACACCCAUAUGACUGGACUGUUGCGGAUUGUCAGCUUGAGACGUGGCCUGCCGCAGCUGGGCCUCGAAGGCUUACUGGAAGCUAUACUCUUGUGGAUUGAUGCCAAUGGCUCGAGCCUUCUAGGUUCAAGAAUCUACUUUGACCGUGCUGCCUUUCCGACCGGUGCAGCACAUCCUCGGCCGGCUCCGAUGCGCUUUACCGGUGGUUUGAGGAGGCCAUCACAAUGA